GUGCCCACUAAGUGUUGAAGAUGAUGUCUGAUGCCAGUGACAUGUUGGCAGCAGCCUUGGAGCAGAUGGAUGGGAUAAUAGCAGAGUCUGAUCCCAUCAACAUCAGCAGCGGCAUCAACUUAAAGCUCAGCACCAGUAACUAGUACUAAUCCUGCUGCUGCUGAUGACGAUGACCUUGACACCAGCUUUAGUAGUACAGAGCCUGGAGACCAGGGGUCUCCAACACGUAGCCCACAUAUGAGUAGCUCGCCAAUCAAUUCUGAAUUCUGUGUUCCAUCGCAAACUGUCAUAAACAUCAGUGUCAUAAACAUCAAACUGUCAUAAACAUCAGUGUUCGAGUCCAUAACCCACCACUUCAGGGAGAAGCUUAUCCAACUGGCUCUGGAGUGCAGAAAGGACCAGACGGUUGUCUACAAGGAGCCAGAGUCACAGCUCCCCAAACCCAACAUCCCUGACAACAUCGCCAAAGCCUGCUAAACCAGCUGCCGUUACCCAACACAAGAUGAGGCUAACCAGCUGAAGAACAUUCUGGAACUUGCCUGUGACAUUCAAUCAACACAACAUCCGUAUAGAAUGCCUAGCUCCAAGUCCAUGGACUACUCCAACGGCCUGUUUGACUGCCAGUCACCCACCUCUCCCUUCAUGGGCAGCUUGCGGGCGCUGCAUCUGCUGGAGGACCUCCGGGGCGUGCUGGAGCUGAUGGACACCGAGGAGAGGGAGGGCCUGCGCUGCCAGAUCCCCGAUGCCACCGCAGACAGCCUGGUGGACUGGCUGCAGCAAGGACACCUGGUGUCCAAUGGCCACCACAUCUCCAUGGGUGGUGACCUCUACCAGGAGAGACUGUCUCGACUGGAGGGUGACAAGGAAUCCCUGGUGCUUCAGGUGAGUGUGUUGACAGACCAGGUGGAGGCGCAGGGGGAGAAGAUAAGGGACUUGGACAUGUGUCUGGAUGAACACCAGGAGAAACUGAACGCCACUGAGGAGAUGCUACAACAGGAGCUCCUGUGCAGAACGUCUCUAGAGACUCAGAAACUGGACCUAAUGGCUGAGGUGUCCAACUUGAAACUGAAGCUGAACUCAUUUGAGAAGGACAGACUACACUUUGACCUCAGGGACAGUGAGGACAUGGGUCUGGAGAUUAAUGAGCUGAGGUACAGAGUGACCGAGAUGGAGAGUGAAAGACUUCAGUAUGAGAAGAAACUGAAAUCCACUAAGUCGUUAAUGGCUAAGCUUUCUAGCCUGAAAAUCAAAGUGGGCCAGAUGCAGUAUGAAAAACAGAGGAAGGAGCACAAACUACAGGCACUGAAGGAGGAGCUGGCGACGCUGAGGAGGCAGUUGGAGGGAAGGGACGGAGAGCUGAGGAGGUUACACGGUGAGACUGGGUUCAGAGCCAUCACGCCGGGUGGCAUGGACAGUGGAGACAGAGUCUCUCACCCAGAUGAAACUCUUAAAAAGAGGCUGAAAGAGAAACAUGUGGAAGUGCAGAGAAUGAAAAAAGCGGUGGAGUCACUGAUGGCAGCCAAUGAGGAGAAGGAUCGUAAGAUUGAGGAGCUGAGGCAGUCGCUGCUGCACUACAAGAAGGUCCAGGACAUGGUGAUGUCAGUGCAAGAGAAGAAAGACAAAACCAAAGAUGGUGAGAGUGACGAGAGUAACAGCGACAACUCCCUCUCCAUGAUGUCAACGACGACCACCCCGGUUGCCCUGGAGUCGGAGAGGCACGCGCUAGCCGGAGUCGAGGAAGUAGCAGGGAAGAGCCCAGACGAGCUGGAGACGCACUAUGGAGCUACUGAAGUGUCUUCACCCACACCCAGCCCUACAGUCCUGUCAGCCUGCGAUCUACAGAGGGGGCCAGAGCUUGACCAAGCUGAACCUGAGAGGACCCUGGAUAUCCCAAAGUCAGGGAGUCAGGAUAACUUGUAUGUCAGCAACAGCGAAAAGAUUACAUUGGUGAUUAAAGAAAAGCCAACAGAGAAGGCUGACAAUCUAUUCCUCCUUCUGAAGAAUAAGGCUGUGGAGGAGAUCAGUAAGAUCAGCGAGCGCCCGCCAAAGUCUCCCUCUUCAUCUCGCCCGGAGGACGACAGCUUUGGUACCAAGAAGGCUCGCUCCUCCUUCGGCCGAGGCUUCUUCAAGAUCAAGGGGGGCAAGAGGACAGCCAGCGCCCCUAACCUGGCUGAGACCGAGCGAGAGGGGGAUACUGACCAUCUGGACCUGGCCGGGCUACCCCAGAGGUCAGCCAUCAGCGACAGCACCAACACACUGACCAGUGUGACCUCCAAUACCUCUCCCGAGGGCAAGAAGAAGUCCAGGGGAAUCAAGGCGCUCUUUGGAAAGCUGAGGAGAAGUCAGUCCACAACGUUCAACCUGGAUGACAACCUAUCAGAGCCGGUUGAGUUCAAGAGAGGCGGAGUCCGAGCCACAGCUGGUCCCAGACUGGGCUGGUCCCGUGACCUACAGCAAUCACCCAACAAUGACCUGGACACCCCGUUUGCCCGCUGGUCCAAGGAGCAGGUGUGUGACUGGCUGCAGGAGCAGGGACUGGGGCUCUAUCUGAAUAUGGCCCACAUGUGGAUCUCUUCUGGACAGACUCUGCUGCAGGCCUCACAGCAGGACCUAGAAAGGGAGCUGGGCAUCAAACACCUGCUGCACAGGAAGAAGCUCCAACUGGCCCUGCAGGCUCUGGGAUCUGAGGAGGACGACAACAAGGGCAAACUGGACUACAACUGGGUGACCAGGUGGCUGGAUGACAUUGGCCUGCCUCAGUAUAAGACCCAGUUUGAUGAGGGGAGGGUGGACGGCCGCAUGCUGCACUACAUGACAGUAGAUGACCUACUGUCUCUGAAGGUGGGCAGUGUGCUCCACCACCUCAGCAUCAAGAGAGCCAUUCAGGUGCUGCGCCUCAACAACUACGAGCCCAACUGCCUGCGCCGACGGCCCUCCGAUGAGAACAACAUCACACCAGCAGAGAUCUCCCAGUGGACCAAUCACAGAGUAAUGGAGUGGCUGAGAUCAGUAGACCUGGCGGAGUACGCCCCCAACCUGAGGGGCAGCGGCGUCCACGGGGGACUCAUGGUGCUGGAGCCUCGGUUCAACGUGGAGACCAUGGCCCUGCUGCUGAACAUUCCCCCCAACAAGACACUGCUGCGGAGGCACCUGGCCACCCACUUCAACCUGCUGGUGGGCUCUGAGGCCCAGGGGCUCAAACAGGAGUGUCUGGAGAACCCUGACUACACCCUGCUCACCGCCACCGCCAAGGUCAAGCCGAGGAAGAUGUCGUUUGGGAGCUUCGGCAGCCUGAGAAAGAAAAGGCAGGAUGACAGUGAGGAGUAUGUCUGCCCCAUGGACGUGGAGAUGCCAAAGGGACGUAGCUUCCAGAAAGGCUAUGAACUCCAGCUCUACGAGGACGACCUGGACCGGCUAGAGCAGAUGGAGGACUCAGAGGGAACUGUGAGGCAGAUCGGAGCCUUCUCUGAGGGCAUCCAAAACUUGACGAGCAUGCUGAAAGAUGAUGAAUUCUUCAAAGAGAUCUCUAACUCUCCCAACCCCAGCGUAACAGAUGACGAUUCCAACGUGUGAGGCCAGCGCCAUGGGACUAGCAGACCGGGAUUAAAAUACUAUUUGAAACAAUUAAAAAUACUUUAGCUGUGCUUGAUUGAGCUUGCCUGUUGGAAUGCAAUGGGAAUAGAAAAGUCCCAAAAGUGGCACUCCACUCAAAGUAUUUGAAAGAGUUCAAGUAUUUGAACCCAGGUCUGCCACUAGCACACACUCAGACUCCAACGUACCCCCCAACAAGCACCAGAUCUCCUUUUAGUAUUUUAGAUUAGGCAUAAUAUUUCUUAAUUUUUUAAGGAAUUAAAAAGUCCAUGUGAACUGA
This is a messenger RNA of Coregonus clupeaformis (lake whitefish), 3871 nucleotides long. RefSeq names its product liprin-beta-1. Bases 574 to 3573 code for a protein of 999 amino acids. The record is from RefSeq and is a predicted model, not a curated record. The transcript has 30 exons. Gene Ontology annotation, molecular function: protein binding. NCBI's taxonomy places the organism in Eukaryota, Metazoa, Chordata, Actinopteri, Salmoniformes, Salmonidae. Gene Ontology annotation, cellular component: presynaptic active zone. Gene Ontology annotation, biological process: neuromuscular junction development.